GAGAGAGCGCGCGCGAGAGAGCGAGAGAGAGAGAGCGCGCGCGAGAGAGCGAGAGAGAGAGAGCGCGCGCGAGAGAGCGAGCGCGAGAGAGAGAGAGCGCAUGCGAGAGAGCACGAGAGAGAGAGCGCGCGCGAGAGAGAGAGAGCGAGAGAGAGAGAGCGAGAGAGAGAGAGCGAGAGAGAGAGCGAGAGAGAGAGCGAGAGAGAGAGCGAGAGAGAGAGCGCGCGCGAGAGAGCGAGAGAGAGCGCGAGAGAGCGCGAGAGAGCGCGAGAGAGCGCGAGAGAGCGCGAGAGAGCGCGAGAGAGCGCGAGAGAGCGCGAGAGAGCGAGAGAGAGCGAGAGAGAGCGAGAGAGAGCGAGAGAGAGCGAGAGAGAGCGAGAGAGAGCGAGAGAGAGCGAGAGAGAGCGCGAGAGAGAGAGCGCGCGCGAGAGAGCGAGAGAGAGAGCGCGCGCGAGAGAGCGAGAGAGCGAGAGAGAGAGCGCGCGCGAGAGAGCGAGAGAGCGCGCGCGAGAGAGCGAGAGAGCGAGAGAGAGAGCGCGCGCGAGAGAGCGAGAGAGCGAGAGAGAGAGCGCGCGCGAGAGAGCGAGAGAGCGCGCGAGAGAGCGAGAGAGAGCGCGAGAGAGAGAGCGCGCGCGAGAGAGCGCGAGAGAGAGAGCGCGCGCGAGAGAGAGAGCGCGCGAGAGAGAGCGCGAGAGAGAGCGCGAGAGAGAGCGCGAGAGAGAGCGCGAGAGAGAGCGCGAGAGAGAGCGAGAGAGAGAGCGAGAGAGAGAGCGAGAGAGCGCGAGAGAGAGCGAGAGAGAGAGCGAGAGAGAGCGAGAGAGCGCGAGAGAGCGCGAGAGAUUUCCAUCCUGUCUGUCCAAUACAAUGUUUGUGGCAGUCGUUGCAUGGUACAUUGAAUAUAUGACCAAGGGGGAGUUCCAAACCUCAGAGUACAUGAAAGCAACCCACAAUGACCAAAUCCUCGACUACUCACCAUAA
This is a messenger RNA of Stegostoma tigrinum, 978 nucleotides long. RefSeq names its product octapeptide-repeat protein T2-like. The annotation marks the transcript as partial. The record is from RefSeq and is a predicted model, not a curated record. The transcript has 2 exons. Lineage: Eukaryota; Metazoa; Chordata; Chondrichthyes; Orectolobiformes; Stegostomatidae.